ACCGAAGAGCCUCAAGCACAGCCAAUCGGUGACGCGCCUGCCACUUCCUCAAACUGGUCCCAGGUUUCCUUGGGAAUGGUAGUGCUCUUCGGGCGUCAGCCUAACGUCCUCAGGCGGAGUAUAGGAAACGCAGAAACUACAACUCCCAGAGUUCCGCCGCGCGUUGCCAGGGAGGCCGCCGCCAUGCUGCCCCUAGCUACUGAGCAUUCCGUCGGCUUGCCAAAAAGGCGACCCCUCCUCUGCCUUGCUCUUUUCACGAUUUCCAUAGGUCCCGGCUCACGUCAAUCCCCCGGAGUCCUGCCUACUCCUCCGCUCUCAGCGGCGCUGAUUGGCCAGAAGCACCCUCAGGUUGCGACGUCCGUCCCCGUUCGUGCCAGCGAUUGGUCCGUGCGGACGCCCGUCGGCGUGGAGGCCGCGCCCAGAGGGUCGGGCUGGAGCUGCAGGCGCCUGCGGGCUCCGGCGCCGUUAUGCGAGGAGCGGCAGCGUUAUUGCUGAGCAACCGAGACAAAUAGGCGAGCAGCCACAUACAGGGGCUGGGCUAGUCUCUGUGCGAGCGCAUUGUGUAUAUACGGCUAUAGUGGAGUGGAUACACGUAUACACUCACAACAGUCCAGAAAAGGGAUGACGUAGGGGCUGCGCGGGGGCACGCGAGCUGAACAGAGAUGAGCCUGACGUCCUGGUUUCUGGUGAGCAGUGGGGGCACCCGGCACCGCCUGCCAAGGGAGAUGAUCUUCGUGGGCCGAGACGACUGCGAGCUGAUGCUGCAGCGAGUCGGAAAUAUAAAAGCAACACAACCAGCCCCCUUCUACCGCAUGAGUCACUCUCGCUGUGCAGCAGAGGGCGGCGAGGCCUUGAAUCAGCGCAGGAAGACGUUUGUGAAUGACGUCCGGAUACAGGAACAGAUGUACAUCACUCUGAAGAUGGAUGACAAGCUCCGGUUUGGAUAUGAUACAAACCUGUUCACAGUGGUGCGAGGGGAGCUGCACGUCCCGGAGGAGGCGCUGAAGCACGAGAAGUUCACGAGCCAGCUCCAGCUGCCCAAGAAGCCCUGUGAAGGGGAGGGAUUGAAGCCGUCCUGUAUGAAGACCCCCGAGACUAAGGCUGCCGAAGCCUUCAGCGAGGGCUCCCCCAAACCUGCAGAACCCCCAAAACUGGACGACAAGAUGGCAGCAGACAUUGCGGCGCUGCACCGGGGCACGCCCCUGUAUGGCCAGCCGUCCUGGUGGGGGGACGACGACGCAGAUGAUGAAAACUCCUUCAAGCAGGAGACCAAAGCAUCAGCCAAGAAGCCGGACAGUGGAGUGACAGCCGACGGCAGGGAGCCCAGAAAGGCAGAGGACCAGAGUGGGGCGGAGGACGGCCUGCACCCCCUGUGCCGGGAGCCCAGUUAUUUUGAGAUCCCCACGAAGGAGGCCCAGCAGGUGGCGCCGAUGGCGGACGGCGGGAUCCAGGAAAUUCCCACCAAGGACACGGAGGGCGGGGGCGCCGCGGGGGCCGCCGCGCAGGGCCACGCGUCCUUCACCAUCGAGUUCGACGACGCUGCCCCCGGGAAGGUGACCAUCAAGGACCACGUCACCAAGUUCACGCCAGACCCACGCCCCCGGAGCAAGAGGUCUCCUCAGCAGGGAGGGAAAGAGCUGACUACCCUGCAGGCCGCCAUUAUUGCUUCGGAGAGCAAGGUGGCCGACUGGCUGGCCCAGAAUGACCCCCCGCUGGCCAGGAGAGAGUCGACGGAAGAGGACACCAAGAGCAUCAAGAGCGACGUGCCAGUGCACCUGAAGAGGCUGAAAGGAAGCAAGCAUGAAGAUGGCACACAGAGUGACUCGGAAAACGGGGCCGGGAACCAGCUCACCAGCAGGAGGGCGGCGCUGGAGGAGCGGCUGAGGAGCGCCCUGAGUGCCAGGGGGCAGGCUGGCGCCAGCGGGGAGGGCAGGGGUGCCGAGGGGCCCGUGCAGAGCAGGACAGCCUUCAUGAUCGAGUUCUUCGACGAGGAAAACCCCCGCAAGCGCCGCUCCUACUCCUUCACGCAGGCCGGGGGGGGGGUUGUGGCUGGGGAGGUGCCCUGCCCCGUGCCCCCCCCCAAGCCCAAGGGAGUGCCCUCCCCGCUGCCCCCCCCGGCUCCCCGCCCGCUCCCGAAGCAGAGGUCCGAGGACACCUGUGCGGUCCGGCUCUCGGCCAGCGUGGGGCAGCAGACCAGCCCCGGGGAGGAGGUGGACAGCGCGGCCAGGCCGGGGGGCCGGGAGAACGAGGAUGACCACAGCGAUAAGGGCACCUACACCAUCGAGAUGGAGAACCCCAACCCAGAGGAGGAGGAGGCUCGCCAAAUGAUUGAUAAGGUGUUUGGAGUGGAAGAGAGCCGGGACCGCUCCCGCCCUGUCGUCCUGGAGCAGCCGGAGGGGCUGACAGACUGGCUGUCCGCGGCUGCCGGGGACCCCAGGAAAACCAGCUUCAUCGGCUCGGAGACUCUCCCGGAAGACGCGGUCGCGGUAGGCAGUCCUCGCUGGGUGUCCCAGUGGGCCAGCCUGGCGGCCAACCAUACCAGACCCGAAGCCGAUGACCCCCGGUCCGAAUCCCCAGCUUUCGCAGCCCAAGAGAAAGAAGCCGACGUCAGCGAGUCGGCAGUCUCCAUGAAAAGCACGACCUCGGCCGCCUCCACGUCCAGCCACGGAGAACGGCGCAGGAGGACCCUGCCCCAGCUGCCCACCGAAGACAAGGGCCUGGACAGCGCCAGGGCCAAGCCCGGGAAGAGCUCCACGGCGCUGGGCCCGAGAUCGGAGAUCGGGGAGAAGCAGGACACCGAGCCACAGGAGAAGGAGAGCCAGUCGUCUCACAGACGGAGGGAGACGGACCGGGCCAGCCGGGCCGCUCACAAAGGUGCCAGCGGGAGCCCCGCCGCUCCAGAGGCCGACAGGGCUGAUGUGGGGACCUCGACCGUCAAGCAAGCCUUGGCCAAGCUCCAGCAGCAAGAGCAGAGGGGCCCCCAGCAGCAGUGGGGCGGUUCCAAGCCGGGCGCCAAGCCUCCAGGGGCGAGCACCGAGAAGAGGCUGCACAGGCACGACCCCGGCCACAGGGAGGAGGACAAGAGGAGGCGGGCCGAGGACGGCGCCGGGGGCCCGCCGGGCCGAGGGGGAGAGAGCGAGAAGUUGGGCAAGCCUCUGGUCAGGCAGGGGAGCUUCACCAUCGAGAAGCCCAGCUCCAACGUCCCAAUCGAGCUCAUCCCCCGGAUCAACAAACAGAUGGGCUCGUCCUCUCUGGCCCGGGAGAGGAGCGACUCGGUGGGCAGCUUGGACACCACCCUGCUCCUGAAGGACACCGAGGCCGUCAUGGCCUUCCUGGAGGCCAAGCUGCGAGAGGAGAACAAGCUGGAAGGCGGCGGCGGAGGAGCUGACCCCCCCAGCUAUCCUUUGGAGGACUCCAUCUCCCCGGAGUCAGACAUAGACACAGCCAGCACCAUCAGCCUGGCUGCCGGGGACGCAGACCGCAAAACGGCCCAGAAGCGCCGCACGCUGACCAGCCUGCAGAAGGAGAAGAGCACCGUCGGCUCGGCCUCCAAGAGCGCCGCCAGCGCCCGCGAGCGCCUGGAGAAGAAGGCCAAGCUGCGGCCUUCGGAAAGCCGGCCAGAGGCCCGGCGGUCGGUGCAGCCCGGCUCCCGAGCCCGGCAGGCCUCCGUGGACCUCACCGACGACGACCAGACCUCUAGUCUGCCGCACUCCACGAUCUCGGACAUCCUGUCGUCUGACCAGGAGACCUACUCCGGGCGCUCGCACGGCCGGGGGCAGCUCACCUCCACCGACGAGCUCUUGCACUCCAAGCUGGAAGCUGGCAAGGCCGCCAGGACCAGAGCUCCGCAGGCCCCCAGCACGGGCCCCGGGAAACCGGCCACUCUGCCCCGGCCCAGGCCCACCAGAGCCUCCCUGCUGCGCCGCGCCCGCCUGGGGGACACCUCGGACAACGACUUGGCCGAUGCCGACAAGGUGUCCGUGGCCUCCGAGGUGUCCACCACCAGCUCCACCUCCAAGCCUCCGUCCGGCAGGAAGACGCCCUCGCGGCUCGACAUGCUGGCGCAGCCCCGGCGGACGCGGCUGGGCUCCCUGUCGGCGCGGAGCGACUCCGAGGCCACCACGGAAGAACACACUCGCUGUAACGGUCCUUUUUUAAAAGGCUGCUUGUUUCACGCAGAGGGACCCCGGGCAACCCCUGACGCAGAGACAGCGCUGCUGCCAGAGCUCUUGGCCAACGCCCGGUGGAGACGCUUUGCUCCUGAGUACGCCUCGACCUCGGAGGACGAGUUUGGGUCGAACCGCAACUCCCCGAAGCACGGCCGUCUGCGCACCGGCGCCGCCCUGCGCGGGACGCGGCUGCAGGGCUCCGCCCCUCCCAGCCCCGGGGGCGUGGUGCUGAAGCACCGGAUGAGGGAGCAGGAGGAGUACAUCCGGGACUGGACCGCCCACAGCGAGGAGAUCGCCAGGAUCAGCCAAGACCUGGCCAAGGACCUGGCCAUCCUGGCCCGGGAGAUCCACGACGUGGCGGGAGAGAUCGACUCGGUCAGCUCGUCCGGCACCGCGCCCAGCACCACAGUAAGCACUGCGGCCACCACCCCCGGCUCCGCCAUUGACACCAGGGAAGAGGUAGGGCCACCUCUGGAAGGCAUGACCAAGGUUCUUUCCUCUUCUUUCCUCCUUUGCACCUGCUGUGCAUGUGCUGUGCUGGAGCUGCAAGCUGGCAGCUCAUGGUGGCACGGUGAAUAUCUCUGCUGCCCCACGGCUCUAAGUCCUGGGUCCGGUUGGGACUCUGCAUGUUUUGGUUCCUGUCCGCCUCCUCGGGGAUCGGAGGCAGGCUUGUGGGGCGACUCUUCCGGCUCAUGCAGGCUGUCGGGGGAGCAGGAAACAGGGCACAGGCAGGCGGGGGGGGGGGUGAACACAACCCGCAGAAGGUUGCGCCGCUGUGCCACGAGAGGUCCGUACCCCUGUGACGUGAGCCUUCCUCCUCCCCAGGCGGUGCUGGACAGCCUGCUGCUGACAUCGGUGGCCCAGCUCUCAACGAAGAUAAGGCAGUCUGUGGACAAGACAGCGGGCAAAAUCAGAAUAUUAUUUAAGGACAAGGACAGGAACUGGGAUGAAAUAGAGAACAAGUUGCGGGCCGAGAGCGAUAUGCCUCUUCUUAAAACUUCAAACAAGGAGAUCUCAUCAAUCCUGCAGGAGCUGAAGAGGGUGGAAAAGCAGCUGCAAGUCAUCAACGUGAUGGUGGAUCCCAACGGCACCCUGGACGCGCUGAGCAGCCUGGGCCUGACCAGCCCCGUUCUGGCCAAGCCGGGUCCCCGGGCGUCCGGCAGCAGGGCCCCGCAGGUCUCGGGCUCCUCGGAGCAGGAGAGCAUGGAGUCGGAGCGGGACUUCAGCCUCCACUUCAACCGCUUCAACCCCAGUGGGGAGGAGGAGAGCUCCGUCGUGCAGGAGUGACGCGUCUCCGCCGUCCUGCAGGCGAGCCGCUGGAGUGCCCGUCCUCUUCUGUCCUUCAUAUACCAACGUGUCAUUUUCCCUUCCCUUCUUCUCGACUCCUGACCAGAGGCUACUUCCGUCUCCAUUCGCAUCCUCUCACCCAGACGCAUAAACCGCCAAGAGGGCUCCUGUUUUUGUCUUUCCCGAGAACGAAAUGCACGAGUCCUCUGUGACUCUGGCUCUCACCUCGUUCAGACGGGGAGGAAGUACUUCAGACCCCUCGAGGACCACCAGGGCACGACCGGUCUGUGAUCUAAAUGACUGGACAGCAGACGCCAGCAGGCUUGGCCCCGUCGCGCACGGCCAGAUGCUCUGCUCCGGCCCCGGGGCCAGACCCCUGCACUCGGCCGCUGCGCGCCACGAGAUCGCUCUCCUGAGGCUGGUCCAGCUUGCGCAAUGCGUGCAGAUGAGUUCCGCUCUGCCCCGUUCGACGGGACUGUGAGUUUGUUUUUACGCCACCUAGCUCACGGAGAGGGAGAGGAAGCCCCUGCCGAUGGGGCCGAUGCGGGAACGCGGCCGAGCUCUCGGGCCCCGACGCCAUCUCCACCGGCAGACUCGUCUCCUCGCUCUUCCUGCGGGAGAGGAGCACAGGUCUGUCUGCUGCUCUUCAGUUAACCUGCUGUUGGAGCUAGUCAGUCUGCUCCACAGGGAAGGCAUGGCACUGCUCAUACGUCAGCUGGGCGCAGUGGAACAGCCCCACUGGCACAGGGAUCUGCAGCAGAUCAACCAUCUGCAUGGGACCAGCCGUCUCUGUCCCCGCCCGGGCCUGGCACGCUGGCCUGUUGAGAACAGGGUCACGCUUGUUAAGUGUAGAGAAGUACAAACAGUAGAGUUGUAGCAUUUAUGAAAAAAACAUUACUUUCAUAAAAUAAAAUGUAAAAACUCUUAACAUUUGCAGUUUUAUUACUUGCAUUUACUUCAUGACUUGAUUUACGGUGGCUAUACAACAGGCCCAGCGCUGUGAGGUAAAUGUGCGAUUUAAUCUACUGCCUGAUUUUGUACAAGACAAAUUUUCUGAAUUUACCUGGAAGAGCUUUGUGCUGUUGUGAGAGCUAAUAUGUUGACUUUAAGUGGGUCUUGCCUUUUUAAAAGGCUCUGAAGAAAAUAAAUGACAAAAAUGAAAACAAAUUUGUUCACCCAUAAGCAAAGUAAAUGGAUUUUCAAUCUGUUUAGAUCUGUUUAUUGAGCAGAUUGGCUGCUUGUUUAAAGAAAUAUCUGAAGAUAAGUGUAAAAUUACAUUGUACAUGUUUUUUUGUCUAUCUGUUCCUUUUUCUUGUUUUUAUUUUUUGAAACUGGAAAGAAUGCUUUAUACCAUCAGUGCAGUGUGAUUAAUAUGUUUACUUCAGACAGAAGUGCUGGAUUGCAGUCUAGGGCCUCCUGGUCAGACACAGCACUUCUGUCUAUGAUGAGUUUCUGGUUCUCAGAUUCUGUGUGCGAAUAUGGCCAGACUGGACCUGGGUGCCAAGGGUGCCAGAUAACAGAAGGGUUUUCUAUCACUUUCUGUGCACAACAGCACAGCUUUCAGACAAAGGCUUAACGGAGUAUGAACCGUGGAUCUGUCCCAGCCGUCGAGACUGCAUGCCGUCGGUCGAACCAAAGUCUGCUGGAGCCAUGCUGUGUAGUGCAUUAUUCUGCGAUUGUUAAGGAAAAUGUUAAAACUCUGCAGCUAUUCCUGCCUUGCUUGUCUGUUAAAACAAAUUUCCUGCUUUCUGACAGGAGCCUCUCUAAUGUAAAUGAAGUCCUCCUGAACACAAGAGAUUUUGCUGCUUUCUUUUCUUUACAUGAACAUUUUCAUAAUCUGAUUUUUCAGGCCUUUCAUUGUGUAGCCAUGUGCAGUAGAAAAUAAAAUUCAAGAUAGCUCUUCUGUUUUAGAGAUUUAAGCAAUAGUAAAAUAGGUACCAGAAAAAAGAGAUGCAGUUUCUUUCUGUUUGGUAUAAUAGUGUAUAAUGUCACUAAGUGCCCGGUAUUAAAUCGGAUACAGGAAAAAUGAGAAACCUGCAAGGAAUGAAUCCACAGUGGGGAAGAACAUCUUUCAUUUUGCACAUUUUACCCUGACUGUGAUCCUUCUGUUCUUGGGCGUUCCUGAGAUGUGAAAGUUUCAGAGGCUUUCAAGACUUAAAAAGAUGAAGUACAAGGAAAAAUAAAACCAAAACUGAACCUAAGCAUGCUCCUGUCCUGGGCAUGACGCGAUGCCUCAUGGUGUUCCAGUGUGCCAGGACCAGGACAUGAUAAGGACACAGAUAACAGCGAAGUGUUCGGUACUCUUUUAAAAGUUGUUCAGAUUGUUUACAUGUUUGUUCUUAUCAGUGUUUUGAUUUUUUUAUUUUUUGUUUUGCAAGAACACUAUUAUUUAUUUUUGUUAUUUCAUGCGUUAUGUCAU
Messenger RNA from Lepisosteus oculatus (spotted gar), 7875 nucleotides. Lineage: Eukaryota; Metazoa; Chordata; Actinopteri; Semionotiformes; Lepisosteidae. The record is from RefSeq and is a predicted model, not a curated record.